CGAUGCCCAAGGCAGUCGUGCCGACGAACCAAGACCCUCUGUCGAUAGAGAACUCGGCCAAAAAACCCGCGUCGCCGGAGAGCUCGUCCAAGAAGGCGGCCAAGUACGCACCCUCCGCAUCGAGUGCCAAGCAGAUUGCGGUCAAAUCCAACGGCCCAGUCGCCAGUGACGCCAAGCCAACCGACAACAGCAAACCAACAGAGACGGAAGGAGCACCGCCAGUAGCGAAUGACGCCGCAGAGACAAGUAUCGAGCCUGCAGCGCCACCACCUGAAGAGCCCAGCUUGGAGGAGCUGCUUGAAGUACCCAUCGGUAUUUUUGGUCCACAGUUUAUCCGUCGCGAUACCGAAGAUCUCUGCUUCGCCAUGGGCAUGACCCUCAACGAAGUCGGCAAACUCAUCGCGAUCUUCAACGACAUCGACGUCAACUGCUCUGGACUCAUCAACUUGGUUGAAUUUUACCACCUCCUCGACUCGCCCCAGAACGCGUAUACGCUCGGCGUGCUUCGUCUGGCGCCCGCGCGAAAGGACCCGAAGAAGCUCGAGAUCGACGACUUUGUCGAAAUCAUUUGCAAAUUUGUGCGCAUGCGGCCGCGCGAGGUUGUGACGUUUUGCUUUGAGACGUUUGACGAAGACGAGUCAGGUGCAUUGGAUCCGAUUGAGUUUCUCAACAUGUGUGCUGCGAUCCAAGUCAAGGGCAAAGGCUUCUUUGACGGCAACUUUCGCAAAGCGAUGAAUUCGUUCGAUAAGAACAACGACGGGCUCCUCGACCUCGACGAAUUCCAGGAGAUCAACGUCCAGUUCCCACUCGUCUUUUACCCGCUCUUUCAAUUCCAAAACAAGAUGCUGCAAAACACGCUCGGGUGGUGGAAGUGGUACCAAAUCACGUACCGUGAGCGCAAGAUCGACAUGUGGCGCAAGUACAUGCACUCGCACCUCGGGCGGGAGCCGCCAAUUACGCUCCAAGACCAGCUCUGCAGCUGCCUCUACAAGACCAACCAGAUGCGCCUCGUGGCCGCGCAGCUCUACAAGACGGACCGGAUGCGCUUGACGCUCGAGGCGAAGCGCGCGGCGUUGCCUCUAAUACCAAAACCCAAGCCCAAGGUCCCGCUCCCGUCGCCCAACGACAAGUACAAGCAAAGGUCAUCCAAGAAGCAGCCAACCCAGCCUCUCAACCCCGUCAUCAAGCCCGCUGCGACGGCCAAAGAGCUUCAAUUAGCUAAAAAGCACACGUCAAGUACGCGCGCCAAGACCUCUCGAUGACAUCGUUUUCAAAACUACGAGUAUUU
Molecule: messenger RNA, 1288 nt
Organism: Saprolegnia parasitica CBS 223.65
Lineage: Eukaryota; Oomycota; Saprolegniomycetes; Saprolegniales; Saprolegniaceae
Exons: 4
Molecular function (GO): calcium ion binding; calcium-dependent protein serine/threonine phosphatase regulator activity
Source: RefSeq, a predicted model, not a curated record